Molecule: messenger RNA, 3144 nt
Organism: Aspergillus sclerotioniger CBS 115572
Lineage: Eukaryota; Fungi; Ascomycota; Eurotiomycetes; Eurotiales; Aspergillaceae
Product: putative long-chain fatty acid transporter
Exons: 6
Coding region: 1-3144 (1047 amino acids)
Biological process (GO): biosynthetic process
Molecular function (GO): long-chain fatty acid-CoA ligase activity; long-chain fatty acid transmembrane transporter activity; pyridoxal phosphate binding
Source: RefSeq, a predicted model, not a curated record
AUGGUCCACAUCAAAGAGUUCGCCGUGGAGCAAUGGAUGGACAGAUUUGAAACUAUAGCCAAGUACAAUGUGGCAGAGACAUGUUGUGCUUCAAUCUCGGUCAACGAUCUCCGGGAGCUUUCGGAGGACAAGUCCGACCCCUUGGACUUUUCGACUAAGCUCACCUAUGGCGCAAUUCGUGGGUCGGAACGACUCCGGGGGAACCUGGCCGAGCUAUAUUCGAUCCAGACGCCCCUGCCACUGGAGAAUGUCUUAAUCACCGCCGGCGCCAUUCAGGCCAACUUUCUUCUGCUGUACUCCUUAGUCGGCCCAGGAGAUCAUGUCAUCUGCCACUAUCCCACAUAUCAGCAGCUUUACUCGGUCCCAGCGUCGCUCGGGGCCGAGGUGAGUCUGUGGAAGUCGAAAGAGACGGAUGGCUGGAAGUUGGAUACCAGUGAACUGAAGAGACUUAUCCGUCCCAAUACAAAGCUCAUCAUCCUCAAUAACCCCCAGAACCCCACCGGAGCUGUGAUACCUCAAGCGACAUUGAACGAUAUCGUUGAGAUUGCGCGGAAGUCGUCCAUCAUCAUUCAUGCGGAUGAAGUUUAUCGACCGAUAUUCCAUUCAAUCAGCCCAGAGGACGACCAGUUCCCAUCAUCCCUCUUAUCCCUAGGCUACGAACAUACGGUAGUGACGGGCUCCAUGUCCAAGGCAUAUAGUUUGGCGGGACUCCGUGUUGGAUGGAUUGUAUCUCGCGAUCGCUCGAUCAUUGAGACAUGCGCCAACGCCAGAGACUACACAACCAUCUCUGUCGGCCACUUGGACGACGCCAUUGCGGGCUACGCUUUAUCUCCAGCUUGUGAGACCAACCUCGUCGAGAGAAACCUUGAACUAGCCCGACGGAACCUAGCAAUCUUGGAGAAGUUUAUCGAGACUCAUCGGUGGGCAUGUGACUGGGUCAAGCCACGAGCGGGUACGACGGCAUUUGUGCGCUUUAGCAACAUGGGGAAUCCGGUUGAUGAUGUAGUAUUUUGCGAGAGACUCCUGGACAAGGUUGGAGUGAUGUUUGUCCCUGGAAGUUUAUGUUUUGGGGAAGGCGAGGAUUUCAAGGGCUAUGUCCGGAUCGGGUUUGUGUGCGAGACCGAGGUGCUGGAGCAAGCCAUGGAGGCGCUGCGAUCGUUCAUGGACGAAGAAUACAAGAAUGUGCCGGUGUAUCUCCCUAUCCCUCUCACCAUCGCCGGCCCGGCGGUGGUAGCCACGCUCGCAUAUCUCAAUGCGAAAUUUUCUCUAUCCUACGAUAAGCAUAUGAUAUUGUCAAUGCUCAAUACUGGCAGCAAUGCCAAGUCGGCCAUGCGUCGUGAUGAAGUCAAUCACUUCUAUGUGUUGGAGAAGCACGCCCGCGAUCCGAAAAUCAAGGACCGGCCGUUCCUUGUCUACGAUGGACGCAGCUGGACGUUCCACGAGACAUACGUGCUGGUGCUACAGUAUGGCGUCUGGCUCAAACAAGUCCACGGAGUCAAGCCCCGGGAAGUCGUCGCCAUGGACUUUAUGAACUCCGCGACAUUUGUUUUCGUCUGGUUCGGUCUGUGGAGCAUUGGGGCCGCGCCUGCUUUUAUCAAUUACAACCUGACUGGAAAACCUUUGACACAUUCGAUACAGGCAUCGACUGCACGGCUGCUACUCGUUGAGGAGGAACUUCGCCAGCAUUUCUCCUCAGAACAAUUGGAGAUGUUUGCUGCGCCUGACUUCCGAGACGGAAAGGGCCCUGUAGAGCUAAUCUUUUUCACCCCAGAGGUCGAGGCGCAGAUCCUACAGAUGGAGCCCACGCGAGAGGAUAACACGGCUCGGGGCGGAAUUCAACUACGCGACAUGGCCGUGCUGAUCUACACGAGUGGGACUACUGGUCUUCCCAAGCCCGCCAUUCUCCCUUGGAGGAAGGUCUGGGCCAGUGGUGUACUCAUGCAUAACUGGCUGAAUCUGACCAAAGAUGACCGGUUGUUCACAUGCAUGCCUCUCUAUCACUCAUCCGCGGCCAUAAUAGGCGUCAUAUCGUGUUUAUGGACAGGGGCAGCUGUGAUUAUUGGGCGCAAAUUCUCGUCCCGGAAAUUCUGGCCUGAAGCCCGGGAGGCCGAUGCGACGAUCGUUCAGUACGUGGGCGAGACCAUGCGAUAUCUCCUAGCAGUGCCGCCCUCAAUUGAUCCCAUCACAGGGGAAGAUCUGGACAAGAAACAUAGGGUUCGACUGGCCUUGGGAAACGGCCUGCGCCCGGACAUCUGGAACCGUGUAAAGGAACGUUACAACAUUCCUACGAUUGCCGAGCUCUACGCUUCUACCGAAGGAACAGGCGGAUUAUUCAACCUCUCGUCCAACGACUUUUCCGCCGGAGCAAUCGGCCGCAACGGGGCGCUUACCAGUAUGAUCAUCGGUCGUGGUAUCGCUAUCGUCGAAGUCGAUCAAGAAUCGCAGGAACCCUGGCGGGAUUCCAAGACAGGAUUCUGCAAGAAGGUCCCGUGGGGCGAGCCGGGUGAACUGCUGCAUGCGCUCAACCCCCAGGAUCCGGGGGAAACCUUUGGCGGUUAUUACCAGAACACCAAGGCCACCGAGAGCAAGAUCCUUCGUGAUGUGUUGCGCAAAGGCGACGUCUACUAUCGAUCUGGUGACCUGGUCCGGUGGGACAAGGAAGGUCGUUGGUACUUCUCCGACCGUCUUGGUGACACGUUCCGAUGGAAGAGUGAGAACGUGUCGACUAGCGAGGUGGCCGAGGUCAUGGGCGUGCAUCCGGCUGUGCACGAAGCCAAUGUCUAUGGGGUCGCAUUGCCAAACCAUGAUGGCCGUGCUGGUUGUGCGGCCAUUGUUUUCCAGCAGCAGACGCGGGCUGAGGACCAGUCUGUGGUGCUUCCCCCGUCCAAUGAAAUUCUCAACAGUCUGGCAGCACAUGUGCUAAAGAAUCUUCCCCGUUUUGCUGCUCCCCAGUUCUUACGCGUCAUGGCGGAGAUGGAAGGGACGGGGAACAACAAGCAGCAGAAGCAUGUUCUUCGAACACAGGGAGUGGAUCCUUCGCUGGUGGCCGCAAACGAUAGGAUGUACUGGCUCCAGGGGAACCAGUAUGUUCCGUUUGAGGGGAAGGAUUGGAAUCGACUGCAGGCUGGAAAAGCCAGGCUGUAG